Messenger RNA from Funneliformis mosseae, 567 nucleotides. NCBI's taxonomy places the organism in Eukaryota, Fungi, Glomeromycota, Glomeromycetes, Glomerales, Glomeraceae. The record is from the annotation of a GenBank genome assembly.
AUGGUUUUGGACAUAUUUUUAGAUUUUAAUAGUUUUGGACAAGGCUUUGGACAUAAGAAAAAGUGUCCAAUUGCCCAACACUGCCUUAAAAUAUCCUGCUUUCUGAGAUGUGGAAAACCCCUCGCUUAUAAAAUCUUUAAAAUUCCGAUUACGCUAAGCUUCCAAUCAAAUUUUAUACUAUUGGAAGCAUAUUUAGUGAGGAAAAAGCACAUCGACAAGGUUGACUUGACACUUAAUCGCAUCCAUUCUUGGUAUACUGAAAGGCACUUGUUGGGUGAGACGAAUGUUGAGGAUUCGGAAACAGCAAUCGGAAAUGUUCACGGGGAACGUACUCUUAAUGUUACUUCAAUGACAGAAGACGAAACCACAAAUUCCAAAAGGACCAAGUAUGUUGAUGUCGCUAGUAUCAUUACUGAAACCUUUCGCGGUAACGAUGCUGCGGCUCAUACCAAAUUUUCGAGAGGAAGGUGUUCAUCCAAGUCCAAAUCUCCCCCGAGCGAAGAAAUUCCUCCCCGAGAUGAAUGGGCAUCAGAGGAUCUGCCAAUCAAAGAUACUGAUGUUGGCGAG